UACGCCCUCUCCUCCCCUCCCCAUCGCCAUUAUCACCCUUCACCACCACCGCCUCUCCGGCGCAAGCAAACUCACAAAAACGUCUCCUUGAUUCGGCCAUGCGCCCGCUAACCUGCUAAGCCGAAGGCUCCCCUUGCAUUCCUACUCCGGCGACCUCGCCGCCGACCAUGCCGGCGAUGGACUACCAAGGCUCCUCCUCGUCUUCCCACUCCACCCCGUUCUCCUCCUUUGGUCGCUCGAUUAUGUCUCUCCGCCGCGACAGCCCCGCCGCCGCGGGGUCUCCGGCCAUGCCGUCCGGCGAGGAGGCCGACCUCGACGAGUUCCAGCGCCACGUGGCGGCGCACCUAGCGGAGCUGAGAGGCGGCGGCGGCGGGGAGGAGUUUCUGUCCAUCGCGUGGAUCCGGCGGCUGCUGGAGGCGUUCCUCGUGUGCCAGGAGGAGUUCCGGGUGGUGGUGGCGGAGGCGCGGCGCCGCGGGGCGCUCCCGCCGCCCGCGGAGAAGCUGGUGGCGGAGUUCGGCGAGCGCGCGGUGAAGGCGCUCGACGUCUGCAACACCGCGCGCGACGGGGUGGACCAGGCGCGCCGGUGGGAGCGCCUCGCGGGCAUCGCGGCGUCCGUGCUGCUCGCGCCCGGGGAGAUCCACGAGGGGCAGCUCCUCCGCGCGCGGAAGGCUCUCUCGGACCUGUCGGUCCUCCUCAUCGACGACGCCGCGGCCGCCGCGGGGGGCGGGGGCGGCGUUGCGUCGUUCCUCGCCUCGCACCGCAACCGCUCCUUCGGCCGCGCGCGGGCGUCUCCCUCCCGCGCCGCGUCCCUCGCCUCCUCAUCCUCCCAGUUCCGCUCGCUCUCGUGGAGCGUGUCCCGCACGUGGUCGGCGGCACGGCAGCUGCAGGCCAUCGGCGCCGGCCUGGCCGCGCCACGCGCGCACGAGGCCUCGGGCCUCGCCGCGCCGGUCUACGCCAUGGGCUGCCUGCUCCACCUCGCCGUGUGGGCGCUCGUCGCCGCCGUCCCGUGCCCGGACCGCGGUGGGGCGUUCCAGGCGCACCACCUCCCCGCAGCACCGCCGCGCGCGGCGUUCCCUUGGGCGCCGCCACUCCUCGCGCUCCAAGAACGCCUCACCGAGGAGGGGAAGCGCAAGGACCGGCGCAAUUCUUGCGGCCUGCUCAAGGAAAUCCACGCGCUGGAGAAGUGCGUGCAGAGGCUCGCAGAGGCAAUCGACGCGGCCCCCAUCCCGCUCACGGGUGAGCGGGAUGCCGAGGUGCGGGAGGCUGCAGCCGAGCUGGCCGCCGUGUGCGCCGCCAUGAGGGAGGGGCUCGAGCCGCUGGAGAGACAGGUCCGGGAGGUCUUCCACCGCAUCGUGCGCAGCCGCAUGGAAGGCCUCGACUCGCCAAUGCUCAACGGUGAUUGAGCCAUCAAGAUCUCACCUUUGCUCGCGCAAUGUGGUGGUGAUAGGUAGCUCUCCUGUUCUUGGUUUUUUCUUCGCUUGUGAUCUAGUGAUAGUAGAUAUUAGUAAGUAUGAAAUGUGUAUCCUUCUGUAAAGGGUUACAGAAAGGGAAAAGGAAAGGUUCCAUCUUUGUGUAAAGAUGAUUCCUUAUUCCCAUGUUUUGAUACUACAUUUGGUGUAUAUCAUCGCGUUUUUGUUAGUCA
Phragmites australis (common reed) is the source of this 1642-nucleotide messenger RNA. Its product is annotated as protein BYPASS1-LIKE-like. The record is from RefSeq and is a predicted model, not a curated record. Bases 168 to 1403 code for a protein of 411 amino acids. NCBI's taxonomy places the organism in Eukaryota, Viridiplantae, Streptophyta, Magnoliopsida, Poales, Poaceae. The transcript has a single exon.